Lutra lutra (Eurasian river otter) is the source of this 4827-nucleotide messenger RNA. RefSeq names its product zinc finger and SCAN domain containing 23 (gene ZSCAN23). Gene Ontology annotation, biological process: regulation of transcription by RNA polymerase II. The transcript has 7 exons. The record is from RefSeq and is a predicted model, not a curated record. NCBI's taxonomy places the organism in Eukaryota, Metazoa, Chordata, Mammalia, Carnivora, Mustelidae. Bases 699 to 1931 code for a protein of 410 amino acids. Gene Ontology annotation, molecular function: RNA polymerase II cis-regulatory region sequence-specific DNA binding; DNA-binding transcription factor activity, RNA polymerase II-specific.
GAGUCCGGCUCCACCGAGGGCCGUCAAAGGGGCCGGUGUGUGCGCGGCGCCAGGCCUGGGUGGGGGAGGCGGCCCGGACCCGCCCCCGUCACCCUGCGGGCCUCCGCGGACGUCUUCCCGCGUCCGGCGGCCGCUGCUGGGGGCGGAUUGAGCGAGGAGCAGGAGUCGCGUUACAAUGCGCCGCGGCCUCUCGUAGUCUGCUCUACCGACGGCGGAGGCUCUUGCCUUGUCUUGAUUUUCCCCUUUUUAGCAAAUGCUUAAAUAGCCGUUGUUCUGUUCGGGCAGGCAUCGUGGAAGGCACUUUCCAAGUACUAACUUAGUCCCUUGUCAGGACUCUGGGAGGCAGGCGCUGCUGUCACGUGAGCUCCCCUCCUUCCCCCUUUUCUAACGUGGAGAGGGGAGGAGGUCAGGACCGUCCCAGGGCCAAGCAGCUGCCGUCGUAGGACGCGCCUCCGGGCUGCCCGGCUCCGGGGUCCGUCUGCCGUGCGGGCUCUGCGUCAGCCUUACAGCCACAACCCAGGAUGGUUCUUCUCUCACUGGAGUCUCAUCCUCCACUUUUCGGACCUCAGUCGUCCUGGGCUUCUAGUGAGGAUUUGAGAUGGGAGAAGAACAGACCCGAUCGGAUUUUGGGAUUUCCAGAAGCAAAGAUCAAAGAGGAAUUAUCGAGAAUAGACUCUUUCUGAAGAGUUAAGACUAAGAUGGCCACAGCCUUGGUCCUUCAGACUUCAGAGAUGCAGGAAGGACUUCAGGCAGUAAAGGUAGAAGAGAAAGAGGGGGAUUGUGGCUGUGGGCAGGAAUCUGGCCUGCCGAGAGAGAACCCUCACACCAGAGAGAUCUUUCGGAGACGCUUCCGGCAGUUCUGCUACCAGGAGACCCCUGGGCCCCGCGAAGCUCUUCGAAGACUCCGGGAGCUCUGCCAUCAGUGGCUGCGGCCCGAGACGCACAGCAAGGAGCAGAUCGUGGAGCUGCUGGUGCUGGAGCAGUUCCUGACCAUCCUGCCCGAGGAGCUGCAGGCCUGGGUGCGGGAGCACCGCCCCGAGAGCGGGGAGCAGGCGGUGACCGCGCUGGAGGACCUGGAGAGGGAGCUGGAUGAGCCAGGAGAGCUGGUGGAAGAUGGGAGCACAGAGGUCCCAAGCUAUGCUUGUGAACAGGGAGAGUUUGCGAAGGAGAAAGCAGCUCGGGGACCAGCCCAGGAGUUCCCAGGUGGCCGGUCCCAGCCCUCGGAAGAGCUGCAUCCGUGCCGUGCACGCGAGCUGCGCCCGGUUCCGAUCGGUUGUGCGGCCGGGACUUGGAACAUGGAGUUAGGCCCGGAGAGGGAGCUUUCUACAGAGACGAGGCCUCUUGUGGAAGCACCGGAGAAACCGAACAGUGAUGCUGCUCAAAUGCCUGAGUGCGGAGACCCCUGUGAGCGGGACGGCAGGCUGGAGAGGCAGCGGCCAAACUCUUCCGUGGAGAGACCCUAUGUCUGUGGUGAAUGUGGGAAGAGCUUCACCCAGAAUUCCAUCCUUAUCGAGCACCAGAGGACGCACACGGGGGAGAAGCCCUACGAGUGCGAGGAGUGUGGGCGCGCCUUCGGCCAGCGCUCAGGCCUGUUCCAGCACCAGAGGCUCCACACCGGGGAGAAGCGCUACCAGUGCGGCAUCUGUGGGAAGGCCUUCAGCCAGAACGCCGGGCUCUUCCAUCACCUCCGGAUCCACACGGGGGAGAAGCCCUUCCAGUGCGGCCAGUGCAGCAAGAGCUUUAGCCGACGCUCUGUCCUCAUUAAGCAUCAGAGAAUUCACACCGGGGAGAGGCCUUACAAGUGUGAGGAGUGCGGCAAGAACUUCGUUUACCACUGCAACCUUGUUCAGCAUCGCAAGGUCCACCCCGCGCUCGGGCCGGCCGGCCCCCUGGAGCAGGUGGCGCCACGCGUCCUGCUGUCGGACCACUAGCACGGUUGCAGGGUCUCUGUGGACCCGCACCCAGUUUGCCAUGCGAACGUCUCCGCUCUAUGAUGAAGCCACUGUUUCUGAAUAUAUACCUGUGUCAGAAUCACCUGUGCUGUUUGAACUCCACAGUUUCCUGGGCACUACCCAGACUGGCUGGGUGUUUCUGAGGGCAGAACCUGGGAAUCUGCAUUUUAGCCAGCUUGUCAGUGGUUCUCAGAUAAAAGGUAACUACAUAUAAUUUAUUGCCCAAUCUGGGACACUUGAGAAUAAAAGAGACUGGCAUUAAUAAUUACACCCAGACUAGAGGCAUCACAGGAUGGAUGGUCUUCCACUUAGGACUUUUCCAGCCGAGGAGAGAAGACCAGAUAGAGUAAGAAAGAAUACAGUGUUCUCAUGAAAACUAAGGUAGGACAUCUAUGAAGGAGGCUGUGGGAGAUUUAGUGUAGCCACCACCUGCCUGGUUUGAAAUAAUUCCUGUUAACCUGUAUAUUGGAUUAGCUCAGCAAGGGUGGGUUGUCUACAAAAACCACACUCCUCCUAAAAGGAUUCCCCCAAACCACGAAACAGUUAAGAUAGUGACCGAAUGUGAACCUGUUGAGAUCAUGGUUUACCAGACAAGAUGAAUGACCUAUCAGAAGCUUAAGGAGCGGCUCCGUGUAUCGGGACUGAUGAACUAGUGUGGGAGGCUCACUUGUAAAACUGUGGAGGAAAAGUGGGAGUAUAGGGCACUAGAGGAGAAACUUAGGAGACUAAGGCAGAGUGUGAGCCAUCUUAUUAAGCAAGUAGGAUGGAUGAGGACCAGAUCCGGUGCCAGGUAGCUUUUACUGAUCGAGCUACUUCACUGGCUGUGGAACCGGGGCUGUGUCCCCGCAUUCCCGGAGCUUUCUGCUGACCCAGCGCAGAAGUGCGAGUGGUUCCCUUCCACAGAAGGACGGGACUUGAAACAGUGGAGAGCAAGCCCACGUGCCGCUUUGCUCAGGGUGGUGCUGGUUAUUGCCUCUGACCCGGGGGCCCAGCGCACAGCAGGAUCUGCACGAGGGGGAUCUGCAGGGACCCUGCGGGCUGGGACCCGGGACGACCAGGGUCCUGGGAAGCGGAGGGCUGCGCGGCAUUGUGUGACAGCGGACAGGUGUCCUCGGUGCGAUAGAGAGCUGGGGGCCAAGAUAGAGUGCCCGGGGGCACCAGGAGGACCCGCCUGCUUAAGCCUCUCACAGGCUGCGGCGCUCGCGGCGGCCUGCGGGAGGUGGGAGCCGACCCACCACCGAGAUGAUGGGUCUUCCAGGCUUCCUAGAGAGGCAGCGGGCUGCUGGUGGAGGCGCUCCCGGACGUCGUGACGCACUUUCGGCUGCUGUCGCGGGCGUUAGCGGUGCCUCGUGCUUGCUCCGAAGCGAGGCUUCUCCGCCGGCGGCGCCGCUUCCUCGCGUGGGUCCCCUGAAUCCGGCCCCCCCUGUGUCGGCGCUCGCGGGCACAAGCGCCGCGCUGAGCGGGGAUCAGCGGGCGCGGUGUAGCUGCGGGGAGGCCCGCCGCAUGGACGCGGCCUUGAGGCCGGCAGGUGGUGGUCUGUUCCCUGCGCGGGCCUCCUACGGUCGCGGCCUUGAGGCGUGUCCCUCUGAAAUGCGGUAACGUGGUCCGCGCAAGCGCCGUGUGCGUUUCCGUGGCGAGGAAAACAGAAGUCAGCGCCUCCGUCAAGCACACACUGGGGCACGUGUGCGGGUGCUUAGGGCUUAGCGUGGGAGGAAGCCGGCCGGAAGGGGCGCUCUUCGCCAUGCAGACCCCUGCAGCACCGCCUCGUACAGAAAAUGACUGCGUGCACACUGCCUCGCAGAAGACACCGGCCGGCGCGGGCUUCGGCUCCCCCAGCUCUGCUUGCCCACGUCCGUAGCUGAGUUGGACAGGCUGGCACACAGUGAACUGCGGCAUCGCGCAGGAGACGGAAAGGGCUACUCCACAGAGCGGCGGUAUCCGUCUUUAAGCAGGGAGAGCAUCCUUACCUUCAAAUCAUUGGCCUGGCCACAGCGAUUCACUCUGACUAAAUAUGUUCUUAGUUUGGAAUUGAUCUCUGUUAACAGUGAUGUGUUAUGUGUUAUCAUGAGCCUUAAACUCUCCCUGCUGUUGUAACGAGCCAGUCUUCUGAGCUGUUGUGCCCAGGAAUGGAUUCAGUCUAGCCCUUUUGGACUGCAGAACGGAAGGAAUGUCAACUAGUUACAGAAUCUAGGCUGCACAAAAAUGGUGCUUCUGACAGGAGUUCUUCAGAAAAAACUUAAGGCAGUUCUGCUGGGAGGAUUCCCUUGGGCCUCAGAAGUCCAACUCUAGGCUCUCUGUUGUCAGUGGCUGCAGCCCAAGACCCACAGCAAGGAGCAGAUCGUGGAGCUGUUGGUGCCCGAGCAGUUCCUGACCAUCCUGCCCGACGAGCUCCAGGCCCGGGUGCGGGAGCAGCCCAGAGUACAGGGAGGAGGCUGUUUCUGGACUUGGAGGGCUUGUCCAGGAAGCUGAAUAUCCCCGAGGAAAGGUGAGAUGAGGAAGAAAUGAUCUAUCCUCAGAAGGCAGGUGUUCUCUAUAGAGAGAGAUAAGAGAGUUGAGAUCUCCUCUCAUGUGUAGUGAGGGAAAUGGCCAAGAUGUACUGGCCAGAGUUGUAUCCCUGUAAGGACCUGCCCCUCCCAGAGGAACUAGCUUGUGGACCCCGGAAGUAGGGGCGGGCAGGCUGGGUGAAGACGUCCAAUCGGUGUGGCGUGGGUAUAUCCACUGGGUGAAUUAGGAUUUAAUUGGCUACCUGUGUAGGGGCGGGGCUCAACCACCCCCAAAGAGGUUGGUCUGCGAGGCUGUCGAGGAGAAGGAGAGCUGUCAGAAGAAGGAAGAAGCAGCAGCAGAAGAGUCGGUGGGAGCAGCAGAGAGAAGAGAG